Anopheles nili is the source of this 1635-nucleotide messenger RNA. RefSeq names its product neuropeptide SIFamide receptor-like. The record is from RefSeq and is a predicted model, not a curated record. Lineage: Eukaryota; Metazoa; Arthropoda; Insecta; Diptera; Culicidae. The transcript has 8 exons. Gene Ontology annotation, molecular function: peptide binding; neuropeptide Y receptor activity. Gene Ontology annotation, biological process: G protein-coupled receptor signaling pathway. The coding region runs from base 1 to 1584 and encodes 527 amino acids. Gene Ontology annotation, cellular component: membrane.
AUGAGAAGUGUAAAAAAAAUCACUUACUGCCGAUACACAAGAAUGGUUCCGUUGCUUCAUAAAUCAAUUCCCGAUGGCACCGACCGGACGUUGGGCGUGCUGAACGACCAAUUCCCCAGCACGAUGGCCACACAAUCAGCAUGGCUCACCGACAUCCGCUCGCCCGUACCGAUCGGAACGGAAGUCACCGAAUCUGCAGUCCUUGCGACGUCCACCUCUCUGGAGACGUUUGCGGUCAGCUGUCUCGAGUGUGCGGCCAAACCCAGCGAACAUUUCCAAACCGGCCCAGACUUUAGCCUCGGAUCAACGGCCACGACACGCACCAACUGGACCUGGUCCUGGAACUAUCUCGACGGACUGACCGGUCAGCGGAGCAACCUUAGCGCGCCCCAUUAUGGUACCUUCGACGGCCAGGAAGACUACCCGGUGUACGAGAUCGAUCCGGGGUACCAGCUGCGGUACGGCAUUCUUGGCACGGUGCUGCUGACGGUGGCGUACGCCCUCGUGUUCCUCGUCGGUCUGCUGGGGAACAUCUCGGUUGUGAUCGUCGUGAAGAAGAGCACCAUGAUGCGAUCGCCCACCAACCGGUUCAUCGUCAAUCUCGCGUACGCUGAUUUAUUGGUCAAUUUUCUUUGCCUUCCGUUCACGCUGAUCGGGAACAUCUAUCCAGCCUGGAUCCUUGGGGUGUUCUUCUGCAAGGGUGUCUCCUAUCUCCAGGGUGUUUCCGUUUCCGCAUCCGUCAACACGCUGAUGGCGAUCUCCAUCGAGCGCUGUUUCGCGAUAUCAUUUCCCAUCUCCGGUACCAUUACAACCAGACAGUAUCGCUUGAUUGUGACCAUCAUCUGGUUUAUAGCGCUGAGCAUUAACCUGCCCUGGCUGUUCGUUUUCACGCUACGUCCCAUCGGCAUCCAAGGGAGUAUCGCACAGAUUUGUACCGAGCUGUGGCCGACACCGGCGUCAGAAAGUUGGUACUUUCUCUUCGCUAACCUGAUAUUCUGCUAUCUCGGCCCCCUGAUUGUGAUAUCCAUUUGCUAUGUCAUCAUUUGGAAGAACGUAGCUUACCGGAACCUGCCGCGCGAGAUGAUUAUAAAUCGCCAGAACGAAGUCUUCAAUCGUAGCAAAGUGAAGGUAAUUAAAAUGGUGCUCGUUGUAAUAAUCACAUUCGCCAUCUCGUGGCUGCCGCUCUACGCCAUCUUUUGUUUCGUAAAAUUUGCUGGAGAUUUAAUUCACGACGAAAAGGUUCAAUCAUUCAUUCUAACUAUCCUUCCGGUAGCUCAGUGGCUAGGGGCAUCUAACUCCUGCAUUAAUCCCAUCCUGUACGCGUUCAUGAAUCGAAAGUUUCGUGCUGGUUUCAAGAAGCUCUUCCACAGCUGCUGCACAGCGGACGAGGACGACUGGGACCUUCCAACCACAGUGGGUCGUCUGGAGGAAAAGGACCUUUACCUUAGGCGUGUACGAUCGUUUAGCAACGGGAAGCACCACCAAACAUUACACCACUAUGGCCGUGAGCCCUGCACAACGCUUCGUGUGUCCUUGCCAACUUCAGCAGGAAUUGGAGUAGCAAAUGGUGGUACUCAUACUUGAAGCGCGGUCAUACAAAUUGGGAUGCCCAAAAAUCAACGACGGCACAGCCAU